ACACACCCCCAUAUGUGCUGCCUGCCUGCUGUGGGCUGUGCUGUACUCACUCACUGCUCUGCACUAAUGUUUAGUAUUUUCACACACAUCACCCUCCCAGCUGUGUCUGCUACCAAGUCCUCUCUUGGAACUCCGCUACCUGCUCAGGAGAUCAUGAAGGAUUAAAGCCCAGCACCUGCGUAAGAGCAGCUCCCCUGACAGCUGAUCUGUGUUUAGAGAGAAGGAGAGGGGGCUUCUCUCCCUGGACUCCCAUUGUCAUGUCUGGAUCCCUGUGUAAAACUCUGUAUGCCUUCUCUGGGGACCAACACCAACAAGGUCUGAAGUUUGAAGCCGGGGAGGUAAUUAAUGUCCUGCAGGUGUUGGAUGGAGGCUGGUGUGAAGGAGAGAAGGAUGGGGUCAGAGGCUGGUUUCCUGCCAGCUAUGUACAGAUUUUGGAGAAACCUGGAACAAUGAAUCCUCAAAGGAUAGAAGACCCAUCUCAUGGGCUUCCCCAAGGCUGGCAGUCCUACAUGUCACCGCAGGGCCGUAGGUACUACGUCAACACAUUCACCAAUGAGACGACAUGGGAGCGGCCGAACAGCUCGCCAGUGAGUGUGAAAAGCCCCGUGGUCAAGAAGUCCUCUUUACCAACAGUAAACGGAUACCAUUCUGCGUCCCCUGCUCACCAGACAGAUUCUGGCCAUGUGACUAUACGAAAAGCAAGCAGUGAGCCCCAGAGUCCGGGGUCCCCGUCGUCAACCAAAAGACAGUCCAAGGAAACGACCAUCACGAUAAAUUGUGUGACAUUCCCACAUCCGGACACCAUGCCUGAGCAACAGCUGCUAAAACCAGGAGAAUGGAGUUACUGUGACUAUUUCUGGGCCGAUAAGAAAGACCCCCAAGGUAACAGCUCAGUGAGCGGCUUCGAAGACCUCCUUCAAAAACAGCUCAAAGGCAAACAAAUGCAGAAAGAAAUGGCCGAGUUUAUUCGGGAAAGAAUAAAAAUCGAAGAAGAAUAUGCCAAAAACCUGGCAAAACUGUCUCAAAACUCCCUGGCCUCGCAGGAAGAAGGGACCUUGGGGGAAUCGUGGGGGCAGUUGAAGAAAAGUCUUGCCGACGAGGCAGAAGUUCAUCUCAAGUUUUCUUCUAAGCUACAAAGUGAGGUGGAAAAGCCUCUGCUCAGUUUUAGGGAAAACUUCAAGAAGGACAUGAAGAGGUUCGAUCAUCACAUAGCAGAUUUACGGAAGCAGCUGGCCAGCCGAUACGCCUCUGUGGAAAAGGCCCGGAAAGCGCUAGCCGAGCGGCAGAAAGAUCUGGAAGUGAAAACACAACAACUCGAGAUUAAACUCAGCAACAAAACAGAAGAAGAUAUUAAGAAGGCACGGCGAAAGUCGACACAAGCAGGGGACGAUCUGAUGCGUUGCGUGGAUCUGUACAACCAAGCCCAAUCUAAAUGGUUUGAAGAGAUGGUGACCACUACGUUAGAACUCGAGAGGCUGGAGGUCGAACGUGUUGAGAUGAUACGGCAGCACCUUUGCCAAUACACACAGCUACGGCACGAAACAGACAUGUUUAACCAAAGUACAGUAGAACCAGUGGACCAGCUGCUUCAGAAAGUGGAUCCAGCCAAAGACAGAGAGCUGUGGGUCAAGGAGCACAAAACGGGUGACAUCAGACCCAUCAAUAUGGACAUAUAGACUGAAACGCUCCGAUGUACAGAUGUUUCUCGUAUUGCUUGGACUGCCAGUUUCCUAUAAAUCGGAGACCCGGAGCCUGUAAAUUACUGUAACAAACACAAAUGUGACGGCGCCAGAUCCUAUUUUCAUAGGUCACAAAAUGCUUGCUUUGGAGAAUAUGAAUGUGGUGGGUGAAAAUAAUGAAGAUCGUGAAAUCUGAAUUGACAGAUUUUGUUUUUUCUUCUAGCAGGAAUUUGGAAAAGAUUUAAUAUUCAGGUGUGAUGGACUCUUGCCAAGGUAGUGUGAUGAAAAAAUAAUCCGAGAUGCAUGUUUCCACCCAAAGCAGAGACGUAUACACCUUCCAGACACAAAAUGAUUCUAGCUGCAGUAAAAUGAAAAUCGAGCGAUUGUUUGUUUUACAUAGACUGUUUCCCUGAACAUAAAGUGUGUAAUUUAUAUAAAUACAGAAGGAAAGGAUGUGGGGGGGGGGACUGUCCUUUGUUUAAUGUACUAAUGUGUAAACUGGUAAAAUAUACCCCUUACAAUUAACAGGAGGGCAACUCAUGCCCCCCGUGUCCACAUUAGCAGCCUUUUCUUAAUCAAUAGAGAAUGGAAUAAAGGAUUAACAUGCACACAAAAUCUAGACAGGGACUUUUCUAAUGUCUCAGCUGUUUUUAAGAUAUUUUUAUAACCGUUUCCACUUGCCUGCUUGGGAAGCAUUAAGAAACUUGUCAGAUUUUACCCUAAUCCUCUGUACUCGUCUGUGAGAUAAAACUUCUCCGGUAAAGUGGGGAUUGUGAACAAACAGUCCUGGCUUUCUAACACUUUGCAGCAUGUAGACAUCAGCUCUUCGGACUAGUUAGGCGUUCAGUUUGUGAUCUUACACCUUGUACGUAGGUUUGUUAUUUCUCCUACAUUAGAGAAGAGUACAGGAGGUCACUGGCAUAAUGGCCAGCAUUGCAAUCAUCUUCAAACCUUAUUUUUAAGCCCCUAAAUAUUACCCAAGAUGAAUAGAUAAAUAUAAGCUAAUCAAAGUUCUUCGUUAACAUGAAAAGGCAAGAGACCAGUUGUAUGCAUGCAUGUGCUAAUGGUUUGAUGUGCAUAAUAAUCGGAACUAUUUUAAGAUUCCUUUUCCCUUGUUUAAAACAUACAGCAACCAGUUGCUGGUGUAUCGCAGCCGAGUCCUGUCUUCCUAUUUGCUGGAAUGAUAGGAGGCUACAUGAGCUCAUGGGUGUGAUGUCACAUUUCUGCAUGCUCACGAGCCUCAUUAAAGUCCCCUUUUCACUGCCACAGUUGGCCUUUUAUUAAUAAAAAAAUAAUGAAAUUUGAUUGUGUAAGGGAAUGGUAACACAGACCUCAAUGCGAUGUCACAGUUGGGGGGCUUUGCAAAUUCUGCUAAGUCCCCAGACGGUGAAAAUGCUGUUUUAAUUUGAGUACUGAGUUUCUUCGUUUAGUGAAUAACUCUCUAUAUGAAUUCACUGUACAUACAACAAAGGGCUAUUAAUAAUAUAUAGCAACACUUGGUGGCUGCAACACGGCUAGUCAAAUGCUGCUUCUUUGACAUGGAAGGAUCAGUAUUACAUCGUUAUCUCUUUAUCUUAACUGAAUGUGGUUUCUGUGAGAGUAGCUUUCUAGUUACAGCAACUGGGGGCACCAAGAGGAGCAAGCACACUCGCUUAUCCUACCAUGCACCCAGCACCGGCAGAAGAUCCUCUGAAGACAUAGACUGGAUUGUAAAAUGUGACUUCUGGAGAUUGAAUUGGUAGAG
This is a messenger RNA of Pelobates fuscus (common spadefoot toad), 3423 nucleotides long. It is a transcript of the gene GAS7, whose product is annotated as growth arrest specific 7. Bases 258 to 1676 code for a protein of 472 amino acids. Gene Ontology annotation, biological process: neuron projection morphogenesis; actin filament polymerization. Lineage: Eukaryota; Metazoa; Chordata; Amphibia; Anura; Pelobatidae. The record is from RefSeq and is a predicted model, not a curated record. The transcript has 14 exons. Gene Ontology annotation, cellular component: actin filament; cytoplasm; plasma membrane. Gene Ontology annotation, molecular function: actin filament binding.